UAGUGCCCAUGCGCCUGUCUGAAGCUGACACAAGACGUUUCACGCACUCCACUGAGGCUGCGCUCCUGGUACAGCCGACCCGAUUCUUUAGGUCUGUACGAGUCGCCUGCACACAGACAAAUUACAUUCAUUCACUUCAGCAAUUCACACACGAUCAUGAGUACUAUAAACCAACCAGGUCAACAACAGGUAGUACGCUCACAAUUGACGAGUCUCCAGCUACAUUCGGGGUGUAUGGGCGUGCCCUUAAGAGCUUUCUAGGCUAACAAGUGCGUUCGGAAAAGUGUUUUUAAAGAUGCGCACGUUCUACGUGUCAGAACGGUCUGAUUCUGAGAUGCUACGUAGUAGGGGACUGCGGAUUAAUUCCGACCACGCGAGGUCAAAACACAUGAGCGCUUUUUCAUUUUCCGCGCAUAGAAAUGUGGCCGCCGUUGUCGGUAUCGCGCGACCUCGAGCUCAGCAGCGCUAUAACUGUAUGGCGCAACGCUAUAGCCACUAAGUUACAUAAUACGGCGCGUGGAAGCUGUUUUAAACGUGCUCUAGGGAGAGCUUACGCAACCCUUGGUGGUGCCACCACCACUGUUUCUGACAAAAAAAAAUUAUACUGCAGUAAACUCUGGCACUGCGAUUGUGCAGCUACCAAGGUCGAUUAGAAUGGGUCGCGAAGCUUCGGGCAAAAAGCAGUCCAAGGCCAAUUGUCAUCGGCACAAGCAAGGGCGGUUACGGAAGCAGCGAUUCAAGCGUGACUGGGUGAGGAGGGAACAAAGAGUGUUAAUUAAAGGAAACCCUUCCUUUCUUCAUUAAAAAACAAGAGACAGCUAGAAUUUAUUCAAAGAAAAUAAAACUGUUGAACUUUAUGUACGUGUGGCGAGGAAAUAAAUUGAUUAUUUCACUUUCUGUUUAAGAAUGAAUACCUCCUUUUCAAUGCCCGCUAAAGGGGGUGUUCACGCCGCUAUCAGUUGAAAUGCAAGGCGAUGCAGUUCGUUCAGUAUGCAGAAAGGCGCGCUGACAAAGUUCAUCCGUUGCUAUACCACCCCUUCAUAUGUAGUACUGAUUCGCUCGUCAAAAUUUGCCUGAGGUGUCCUGGUGUCGCGCUUGCAAGGUCUGCUUCCUCGUGGAUACAGUGUACAGUCAACAGUGACAGGCGGGAGGCGUCUCGCCUCAGCUACUACCACGGUGCGGGCGGUGUUCCGCUGCUGCCUCUGACUGCGGGCCAGGUGAUCGACAGGGCUGCCGACACCAAGGGAGACAACGUGGCCAUAGUGUCCUGUCACCAAGGGAUCUCCAAAACUUACGUGCAGUUCAAGCGCGACAUCGAUCACCUGGCUGCCGCCCUGGUUUCUCUCGGGCUACCGCUGGGAUCCAUGGUUGGCCUCGUAGCGUCUAACAUAUACGAGUGGCCCGUCGUGCAGUUUGCAACGGCCAAGGCUGGCCUCGUCCUUGUAAAUGUCAACACUUGGUAUCAGGUACCGGAGAUGGAGCACUGCCUAAAGCUUGUGGACUGCGAAGCACUGAUCCUUUCGAACAAGUUCGCCCGCCAGGAAUACUACGCGAUGAUGCUGCAGAUUGCGCCUGAACUGGAGCGAUGCAAGCCAGGUCAACUCAAGUGUGCGAGGCUGCCGCGCUUGAAACACGUUAUCUUGCUUGGAGGUGAAGCGAAACCGGGCACAAUAACAUACGACGACCUUCUGGCGCGAACAACUACGAAAGAUUAUGCUGCCCUUGAUAGGAUAGCAUCCCAGAUUCGUUUCGACGCACCCGUUAACGUGCAGUUUACUUCCGGUACCACGGGGAAACCUAAAGCUGCCUUACUGUCGCACUUCAAUAUAGUCAACAACUCCAACUCGUUGGGACGUGCGAUGGGAUUCCAUGAGCAGGACGAAAUCAUCUGUCUGAACGUUCCCUUAAUCCAUUGCUUCGGCUGCGUCAUCGGCACCAUGGCGGCAGCUGCGUUCGGUGCCACCAUCGUGAUGCCGGCACCCGGAUUCAACACUUUCGCCAGCCUCCAGGCCAUAACGGAACACAGGUGCACCGUCCUAUACGGAACUCCAACUAUGUACAUCGAAUUAAUGAAGCAUCUGGAUGCAAAUUACGAUGUUUCGUCACUCCGCAAAGGUGCUAUUGGUGGCGCCCCUUGCCCACCGGAAGUGAUCAAGAAUUCUAUUGAGCGGCUGAAUACGAAACGACUUCACAUACUUUACGGCUCGACAGAAUGCAGCCCAGCCAUUGCGGUCUCCAAUCCAGACGAACCACUUCAAAUGUGGAUUCACACAGUCGGGAAGCCGUUAGAUAACGUUGAGGUGAAAGUGGUGGACAGAGAUAACAACGUCGUCCCUGUUGGCACACCGGGAGAGGUUUGUGCACGCGGCUAUCUCGUCUUCCUCGAGUACUACAACGAGCCUGACAUGACAAAUGAAGUGGUGCGGGACAAGUGGUAUCACACCGGAGACGAAGCGAUAAUGACUGAAGACGGCCACCUGAUCAUAAGUGGCCGAAUCAGUGACAUGAUCUGCCGUGGCGGUGAGAACAUCUACCCGCUCGAGAUAGAGGAGUUCCUCUACACGCACCCGGACAUUCAAGAGGUUCAGGUUGUUGGCGUACCCGACAAAAGGUACGGCGAAGAAAUCUGCGCCUGGGUUAGCUUGAAAGAAGGGAAGAUCCUGACCGAAAGAGAUGUCAAGAUGUUCUGCGACGGAAAGAUCAGCCGAUUCAAGACGCCGAAGUACGUUCUGUUUGUUGACUCUUUCCCGAAGACGAUAUCUGGAAAAAUUCAGAAGUUCAAGAUGAGGGAACAAAGUAGGAAGACAUUAAAACUUUGAACGUUAUACGUC
This is a messenger RNA of Dermacentor andersoni, 2831 nucleotides long. RefSeq names its product medium-chain acyl-CoA ligase ACSF2, mitochondrial-like. Gene Ontology annotation, biological process: fatty acid metabolic process. NCBI's taxonomy places the organism in Eukaryota, Metazoa, Arthropoda, Arachnida, Ixodida, Ixodidae. Gene Ontology annotation, molecular function: medium-chain fatty acid-CoA ligase activity. The record is from RefSeq and is a predicted model, not a curated record.